Xiphias gladius (swordfish) is the source of this 1157-nucleotide messenger RNA. RefSeq names its product transmembrane protein 238-like. Lineage: Eukaryota; Metazoa; Chordata; Actinopteri; Istiophoriformes; Xiphiidae. The transcript is spliced from 2 exons. Bases 97 to 663 code for a protein of 188 amino acids. The record is from RefSeq and is a predicted model, not a curated record.
UGAACGCCUCGCAGGUGCCAGGUGGGGAAAUGUGCGUCCUGAAAAACAGGUCCAACCGUUGAGUGCCGUUACUCGGGCGCUCGUCUCUCCUCCGGUAUGGCCCACGGCUGCGUGGGGAACUGCGCGCCGUUAUUCUUCCUCGCCGUUGUGUUUGACGCAGCUGGCCUGGUCGUGCUUCUGGUCGGGAUUUUCGGCAACCUGAACCUGGGCGGCCGCUUCUAUGGGGAUUUCCUCAUCUACACGGGCUCGAUCGUUAUUUUCCUCAGCUUGAUAUGGUGGGUUCUGUGGUACACGGGCAACGUCCGGCUGUACGGGGAGGACCGGCCAGGCCCCCUGGACAUCAGCUUUACGCACUGGGCCAGGAAGCUGUCUGAGCGGCUGUCAAAAAGCGGCGUGAAGCCCCUGGAAGCCGGAGAGGGGAGGAAGCAGAAGAAGGACACGGGGAACGGGAGGGAGAUGAACGGGAGCGUGCGUGCGGCCGCGCCGUCUCGGAUUACCUGGGAAGGCGGCAGCGGCGGCGCCGUGUCGGGUCACGACAACAGGGGGUUUGAUGAAGGGACUGAGUGCGCGUCUCCAGCUGGUAGGAACGUGGAGUUGGGGGUAUUGAGGAGCUCAGACGUGGCUCUGCAGGCGGCAGGGGACAAAGCCGAGAGGCUUCUCUGACGGGAGAUGUGAAAAGAUUUUCAUUGGCCCGUGGCAGCUUUUCAUUAAUGAGCCUGACCGUUUCUGCUCACCUUCACAGGUCUGCAUUAUUUCAGCCGUCAGUUUGCUUGUAAUCGGGUGGCAACCCAGACACCCUUUGGGCCAAAAGGUGCAAUUGCAUUUUAAUGGAACUGAGCAGUGCUUAUUGAUUUAGUGGAAUGGAUUGCGGUAGGUAGGUAUAGGUACGGCCAGGCCGAUCACUCCGCUACCAAAUGCAGGGACCAUAUAUAAGUCAGCUCCAUGCACACUCCUUCCAUCCACUAGUUCCACAUAGUUGACUGUAACGGGCCCUAGCCUGCUUCCCAUAUUAUCUAGCUUGGCUAAUGAUCUUAAGAUAUUGUGUGAAAGGGUGUGGUUGACAGAACAAACACUGGAUACUGAAAAAUGAGGCCAGUUCUUUACUGUAACUUUACUAUGUUAAAUGAAAGAUGCACUGACAGCAGGCCUGUAACUAC